Messenger RNA from Heteronotia binoei (common prickly gecko), 1883 nucleotides. It is a transcript of the gene BSCL2, whose product is annotated as BSCL2 lipid droplet biogenesis associated, seipin. Gene Ontology annotation, cellular component: endoplasmic reticulum membrane. Bases 509 to 1699 code for a protein of 396 amino acids. NCBI's taxonomy places the organism in Eukaryota, Metazoa, Chordata, Lepidosauria, Squamata, Gekkonidae. The record is from RefSeq and is a predicted model, not a curated record. The transcript is spliced from 11 exons. Gene Ontology annotation, biological process: lipid storage; lipid droplet organization.
GAGGCAGAUUUUGGAGAGGCCCAAGAAGGGGUGGGGAGAAGCAGGGAGGCGGCGGCGGCUGCAUUGAUCGAGUGGCGGCUGGAAGAGCGCAGGGCCCCUCUGUCUCCUGGUGAUGCUGAGGCUGCAGAGCGCCUAGUUCCCAAGGGGCUGGUGAGCUCGGCGAAGUGACUCCGCCAGCCGCCUGCCAUGCUCUGGAGUCAUUGACUUCUGGGCCAUCCGGUAUCUCUUGAUGGAUGUAAACAGCCUCCAGAAAGGCAAGAGGCGUCAACGGUGUGGCAUGCGAACCAAGGGCCAGAGUCUCUUCCCUGAGUAGGAGGCCCUCUCACUGCAACCCAGCCGGGAUUCAAGGAGAACUCCUUUGCUCAACUCUGUGUUGCAUAAGAAAUUGCUGCUCCAUUCUGGUCUCCUCCCAGUGCCAUAGAGAGGCAUUUGUUGCCCAGCACGUUCCUCCUACAAGCCAUUUCUUGCUUCCCUGGAUCCUAGUCUGUUGCCUUCUUCUGCCGGUGCCAUGGCGGGCAGCACCGGCCCCUUCCUUCUUUGGGCCCAGGACGUGGCCACGCUGCUGAUCCUCAGGGUCCGCCGCACUGUCCUGCAGACAGCCAUUUUGCUUUGUGUCUUGCUGCUUCUCCUCUGGGUCUCCAUAUUCCUGUAUGGCAGCUUCUACUACUCCUAUAUGCCAACGGUCAGCUACGUCAGCCCCGUACACUACCAGUUCAGGUCAGAUUGUAGCUUGUCUGGACCAGAACUGUGCUCUUUUCCUGUAGCCAAUGUUUCCUUCCUUAAGAACAGCCGUGACCGGGUCCUCAUGUAUGGCCAGCCAUAUCGUAUUUCCGUGGAGCUGGAGCUGCCAGAGUCUCCCGUCAACCAGAACCUGGGGAUGUUCAUGGUGGUCAUCUCCUGCUAUACCAAAGGCGGCCACAUCAUCUCCUCAUCAGCCAGAUCCGCUAUGCUACACUACCGUUCAGACCUACUGCAGACCCUGGACACCGUGACUUUUGCUGGCCUCUUCUUGUCGGGUUUUUCAGAACAGAAGCAAACGGUGGAGGUCGAACUGUUUUCAGAUUACAAGGAGGACUCGUACUCUCCGACAAUUGGCGCCUUGAUUGAGAUCCAGAGCAAGAAAAUCCAGAUCUAUGGGGCCCAGCUACGAAUUCAUGCUCACUUCACUGGUUUGCGGUACCUGCUCUACAACUUCCCAGUCACCUCUGCCAUCUUGGGUGUGACCAGCAACUUUGUUUUCCUCAGCGUCCUCGUCCUUUUCAGCUAUCUGCAGUGGAUCUGGGGCAGCGUCUGGCCCCGAGACUCACUUUCUGUUCAGGUAUUGGGCGAUGAAAGCUCCGGACCACAGCAGCGAGAAGAUGUACGCAGGCGGGUCGUGGUUCCCAAAGCAGGCCUUGAGGAAGCAGAAGAGGUUCCCCCAGCACAACCUGAAGACGUGGGGGCUGCUGAAGGCACAGAGCUGUCAGGAGCAGUUGAUACAAUGCACACCAAGAAGAGCAAACCUGGAGAUCCUGAUUCUGGAUCAGAGGCCAGCUUAGAGACAGAUUUUGAGUCUGUGGACAAUUCUUCGCUGCUCGCAGAGGCCAACUUCCCAACUGUUUCCCAGGAGAAGGCACCAUCGAGUCCGCUGCCGUCAGAAGGAAGAGCCCCUUCGCCGGGGGCAGAACUCCGUCAGAGAAGUGUUUGCUCCAGUUCUUGAGAGGUCCUGGCUGCUCAGCCUCCCUCCCCCUUGGUAUUUGCACUUCCACUAGCAUUGCCCAGCACAGGCCUUGCUUGUCCCAGGGAAGCUGCGGCUCCCAGCUUGUGUUUACAUUCCAGCCCCUUUUCCCCCUUAAUGCCCGGAGACACUGUAACUUAAUAAAAAUUUAUCUGCUAACCAUUAA